Messenger RNA from Cladophialophora bantiana CBS 173.52, 678 nucleotides. RefSeq lists its product as uncharacterized. The transcript has a single exon. NCBI's taxonomy places the organism in Eukaryota, Fungi, Ascomycota, Eurotiomycetes, Chaetothyriales, Herpotrichiellaceae. The record is from RefSeq and is a predicted model, not a curated record. The coding region runs from base 1 to 678 and encodes 225 amino acids.
AUGGAACAACAGACUCUCAAUGGCUUGUCUCUCACGGGCUGUCCUCGGUGCAUGUUCCAAAAAAUCAAAACAUCGCGCAGCCCAGCCAUAUCCCUGGCAGUAUCGCAGCAAGGCCACAAAUUUGCGUCUGACGAAGAGAGGCGCUUGGUAUCUUCAAAGUUAUACCAGCCCAUCCACCCGUGGCAAACAAGAAUUAUCGUCAUCCAUCCAGGAGAGGCCGUUGAUCCUCUUGACUGUGAGCUGCAGACAGUUGACCUAAUCGCCAAAGAGGGCGUUGUGGUCCCGGCGUGGUCCUCCAUCGUUUUCUAUGAUGCGCUCUCUUAUAGUUGGGGCUAUCCGGAGCCCACGGCCAUGAUCAAAUGCAACGGAACCGAUGUCCCUGUGACCCAGAACAUGGUUGAAGCCCUCGUUUGUCUCCGAUACCGCCACGGAAGCCGCCACGUCUGGAUCGAUGCGUUUUGCAUCAAUCAGUUCGACAUUGCAGAGAAGUCGACCCAAGUUCAAGACAUGAUGCUGAUAUUCACGAAGGCUGAGCGCGUUAUCGUGUGGCUAGGGCUACCUUCAGUUGAAGAGUGUGCUACUUAUGGGUUGCUCGCUAUCGGAGCAGAGAAAGAGACCAUAGAAAAAGAGAACUCUCGCAACAAAACCAUCAAACACAUCAUCGACCUCGGGAGAUAG